Messenger RNA from Venustampulla echinocandica, 2283 nucleotides. RefSeq lists its product as uncharacterized. Lineage: Eukaryota; Fungi; Ascomycota; Leotiomycetes; Helotiales; Pleuroascaceae. The record is from RefSeq and is a predicted model, not a curated record. The transcript has 3 exons. The coding region runs from base 1 to 2283 and encodes 760 amino acids.
AUGCCGCGCUUUCGGCCCGGUAUAGCGCUGGUGUUUGGCCUCUUGUUGGUAUACUUUGUGUUCUGGCGCGGUCUCGCGACCCACGGAGUUACCCAACAUACUGUUGACAUUUUCGAUGGAAGUGAGACACAUUCAGGUGUAGGGAGUGUGGGCUUGGAUGAAGAUAACCUUGUGGGGAACGAUAUCUACGACGACAAUCCUGCUCCGCCAUCCCCUAAACCUCCAAGUUCUAAACCUCCAAAUCCUAAAGCUCCAAGUCCGAAAGCUUCAAGUCCUAAACCCCCAAGCCCUACGGCUGCGAAUCCCGAAGUUGCUACCGAGGAACCGGAUGUUGAAGAACAGGAGCCAGACGCUGAGGAUAGUAGCCCCAGCCUCCAGGAGCAGUUCUGGGAGGAGUAUGAGAAGUUGGGCAGGAACGAGACUGCCGGUGCCAUAUUUGGUAGCACAAUAAACCACCUCGUUGACUCGGGAGGUCAUGCUGGGUUUGCAGCCGCAGCAUUGACUCCCGCGAAGUCCCCCAUGCCUUAUAGUCAGAAUCCGUUGUACAGAUACAGUCCCUAUCCCGAAUAUAAUACCAAGGCAUGGAACACGAGCAAUUUCGGGACAUAUCGGCCCUGCGAGGGGCCUACUGGGCCGGUUGGAGACGUACGGGUGUUCGAUGGGCAUCCAGCAAUGUUUGAAGAACCAUUGAUGGGCUCAUACGUUCCUUUAGAUAUCGACAGCAACCUUUGUUUUGAAAGGCAAACUCGGCUUGGUGCAUAUGGCUUUAUCGAGGAAAAUUUUCCCAGUGCGCCUAAUAUUACUAAACGGGCUCCUACCAACGACGCGUCGGCGACUACCAAUUGGGGAGAGUUACAACGUGUAUGUGCCCAGUUAAAUGCAGACAGGUUUGCCGAAACUCAGGCCAACUCCUCCAACUCCCACAAGACGGAGGGCCGCUUGAAUUCAACAGCCUCGGUCAAUGGAACUAGGCUACACAGGAGGAAUGAUACAAUUGUAGAUGAGGCGGAAGCUCGAAAGCAAGGUUUGCAUGGCCUGCCUAAGCAUGAUAUCAAACCGAAACCACGGACAGCCGUCCUUAUUCGGACCCAUUCAGGACAACAAUUCACGAAAAACGACCGGCAGAGUAUUCGUUCUCUAAUUACAGAGUUAUCAUUGCGCAGUGGAGGGGAAUACCAGGUCUGGCUUAUGAUGGAGGUAACCGAUCCCGAUAUCCCGAUAUGGACCGAUAGCGACGCAUAUGACUUUGCACUCGAUUCCUACGUACCAACCGAGUUUCACAACAUGACGAUAAUGUGGAACGCGGCCAUCACAAAGGAUUGGUACCCUGAACUCCCUCAGACAUCCAAAACUGAGGGAAAGGCCCAUUGGCUUGUCGUCCAGAAGUUCUCUCAGGAUCAUCCUGAAUAUGAAUUUGUCUGGAAUUGGAACAUGGAUAUGCGAUAUACAGGGCACCACUAUAACUUACUUGAGAAGUUGGCAGACUUUGCCCGAGUUCAGCCCCGGAAAGGCCUGUGGGAACGCAAUGAACGAUUCUACAUUCCCUCCGUUCAUGGACCCUAUCAUACCAAAUUCCGGAAAACCAUAGAAGACGCGUAUGGUUCCAAGAUGAUAUGGGGACCACAGUCAAACACAGACAUAACACCCAUUGGUCCACCAAAGCCCGUAUCUGAUCCAACCAAGGAUGACUAUAAAUGGGGAGUAGGAGAAGAUGCAGAUCUUAUUUCUUUAGCGCCUAUUUUCAAUCCCACGAAUACAACGUGGACUGGCCAAUCUGAAGUCUGGGGAACAUUUGGUGGCAAGCUCCAAAGCCGGGCUAGCAUUGGAACACAGAUCCGGAUAAGCAAAAUGCUGCUCAGUGUGAUGCAUGCGGAAAACCUAAAGGGGAAUCACUUAGGAAGUCAAAUAGGACCGGCGACCAUGGCAUUGCUUCAUGGACUGAAGCCUGUUUUUGCUCCGAUUCCAAUGUUUUUUGAUAGAGCAUGGACCGGUGAGAGUCUGCAGAAAUACUUCAAUCCCGGCCCUGAGGGGCAGAGCGGAAGUUCUGAAAACAGUCCGUUUAUCGCUGAGUUCGAGGGGAGAUUUGAUAGCACUACCUGGUAUUCAAAAUCAGCAACACCGAACAGGCUACAUAUAAACUGGUUGGGACGCAAGGACAGCGGGAUUGGUGGUCCCGAGUGGGAGAAGAAAAAUGGAAGGAUAUGCUUGCCACCAAUGCUUAUCGGCGCUCUCACAGGUGUACAGAGGCAUCUCGGCCCGUCCCCCGAGCCAGAUUCAGCUUAA